Molecule: messenger RNA, 1827 nt
Organism: Drosophila ficusphila
Lineage: Eukaryota; Metazoa; Arthropoda; Insecta; Diptera; Drosophilidae
Product: calmodulin
Exons: 4
Coding region: 563-1255 (230 amino acids)
Biological process (GO): locomotion; post-embryonic development
Cellular component (GO): cytoplasm; myosin II complex
Molecular function (GO): calcium ion binding; myosin heavy chain binding
Source: RefSeq, a predicted model, not a curated record
GAGCACUGGCCAAGCACAUUUCAGUGGAGCUUGGACCGAGUGGGCCGCCAAACGUAUGAGUAAUAUUCUUGAGGUGCAUCAGUCGCCAGGAAAACGCGUCCGAGUCGACGGGAAGUCGCGCGCGAUUCAAUUGUCCUAGUCGGUGGUUGAAGGUGUCGCCAAGAAACCGUCGUAAGCCGCCGGUAAAUCGCUUCAAAGCUGCUUACAAAUCGCGGCUAAGUCGCAUACAAAUCGCUAUUAAGUCGCUAGCGAACAACAGCUCAAACUUAAAGAAAUAAGGAAAAUAAUUAGACUUACUUUGGAAAUUUUUAAAAAAGUCGAACUCUCCAACAUUGUAAUUGUUAAAAUCUUUUAUUUUUAAAAUUAAGCAAUCUUUAUAACAGAUCGUUGAAAGAUAGAAAAAUAUUAAAAUUCUUAUACAAUUUGUUUUUAAUUUCCAAAUCUGUCGUUAUUUUCUGUGUUAUUAAUCACGAGUGAAAUCGGUUAAAUAAUUUUAUUCAAAAGUUCGUGCAACCUCUGAAAAAUAAAUUGGUGAAACGCUAGUAAAAAAAAAUCAAUCAAAAUGUCUAUGGAUCCCACUGUUUCCUUGGAGGAUCUGGAGCGUCGCCGACGUAGAGCCAGUUCCGCUCGAAAGCAGUCACAUACUCCACAACCUCCUUCGCAACUGCCGGAUUCGGAGGCCAUGGCCGUGAUUAACGAGAUAUUCAAUCCCACGCUGAAAAUACCAGAGUCCACUGGCCAUUACACGCUGCCGGAGGAAAUGACAGCCGAUGAUAAUGUGUCGCCCAAAGAUCUGGAUAUUGCCAAGCUGGCGGAGCUCAAGGAAGUCUUCUCACUUUUCGACACGGAUUGCGAUGGAUUGAUCUCGAAGGAGGAUCUACGGUUUACAUAUACUGCCUUGGGAAACGAGCCAAAUGAGCAGCUGCUGGAGCAGAUGAUGCAGGAGGCGCAGGAACCACUCGACUACGAUGCUUUUGUCCGACUGAUGAGUCGCCGCACUCAGGAACUGGAUCCCGAGGAUGUUCUCCUCGAGGCAUGGAGCAAAUGGGAUGACCACGGCACGGGAAAAAUAGAUGAACGCAAAAUCUACGAAGAGCUGACCAACUAUGGCGACAAAAUGACCCUCAACGAGGCCAAGGAGGCUCUUAGCCAUGCACCAAUGGCCAAACCAAAAUCGUUGGAGGAGCCUCCCAUGAUCGAUUAUCCGGCCUUCUGUCGGAUGCUCAGCGGAAUGCGUAAACGAAAAGGCGAAUAAAUUGUGGGGAGAUCAAUAAAUUGCUUGGAAAAAUUAUUAAUUAUUUUUUGUAUCCAAAAACAACUCAAAAGUCUUGAAAAAAGUUUUAGUUACGUGAACAUUGAUGAACUAUCUGUUCUGCCAAAGCUGAUGAACUGAAAACUUAUAUUUAAAGAAAACGACGACCAAAUUUAUUAUUAUUAUUUAACUUUAACUAUUGAACAGUUUAAUAUUAUAUUUUUUGAGUUAUUUAAAUGAUUUUCUUUAUUAUCAAAAAAUCUAUCGCAUAAUGUAUAAGUAAUCCAUUUUAAAAAGAUCGCGGAAGUGAUAAACUUUAAUUUAUUUAAAUACACUUGUUUGCAAUUAUCAGUUUGGUUGCUUUUCCUAAUAUUUUGAUUGGUAAUGUGUAUUAUUUUUUGAAUACCCAUUUCUUGUUGCCAAAUUUUGUUUUAACUGGAUAAGCUCCUUUACCUUGAUUUGUUGCCAAUUACUGAAUUGGCUAUUGGCAGCUGUUUCUAUGUGACAAUCAUUUUAGACUUAACGCCAACUUUUGUUCGACUUUUUAUCAAAAUAAAUCGUGAAGAACCAGCGAA